CCGGUUACUCCGGAAGUGAAGACUUCUAAGCUCCUCCGCCGGCCGAGGGCCAGGUUGAAGGGAUGGCCGGGCGGACGGCGCGGCUGGUGCUGCUAGCUGGAGCAGCCGCGCUGGCAAGCGGCUCCCAGGGCGACCGCGAGCCGGUGUACCGCGACUGCGUGCACCGGUGCGAAGAGCGGAACUGCUCGGGGGGCGCACUGAGGCACUUCCGUUCCCGCCAGCCAAUCUACAUGAGUUUAGCAGGCUGGACCUGUCAGGAUGACUGUAAGUAUGAGUGUAUGUGGGUCACUGUUGGCCUCUACCUCAAGGAAGGUCACAAAGUGCCUCAGUUCCAUGGCAAGUGGCCCUUCUCCCGGUUCCUGUUCUUCCAAGAGCCAGCUUCUGCCAUGGCCUCUUUCCUCAACGGUUUGGCCAGCCUGGUGAUGCUGUGCCGCUACUACACCUCCGUGCCAGCCUCCUCCCCCAUGUAUCCCACCUGCGUGGCCUUCGCCUGGGUUUCCCUCAAUGCUUGGUUCUGGUCCACAGUCUUCCACACCAAGGACACCGACCUCACAGAGAAAAUGGAUUACUUCUGUGCCUCCACCGUCAUCCUACACUCCGUCUAUCUGUGCUGUGUCAGGACCGUGGGGCUGCAGCACCCAGCCGUGGUCAGCGCCUUCCGGGCCCUCCUGCUGCUGAUGCUGACGGCGCAUGUCUCCUACCUGAGCCUCGUCCGUUUCGACUAUGGCUACAACCUGGCGGCCAAUGUGGCUAUUGGCCUGGUGAACGUGGUGUGGUGGCUGGCCUGGUGCCUGCGGAACCAGCAUCGGCUGCCUCACGUCCGCAAGUGCAUGGUGGUGGUCCUGCUGCUACAGGGCCUGUCCCUGCUCGAGCUGCUCGACUUCCCGCCUUUCUUCUGGGUCCUGGAUGCCCACGCCAUCUGGCACAUCAGUACCAUCCCUGUCCAUGUCCUCUUCUUCAGGUGGGUGCUACUCGCCGCCCAGUGGGCCCCUUGUUUGUGUCCAUCCUCACUGGCUUCUUGGAGGAGACUAAGGCCUCUGUGCACGGUUCACCCCCUGCUGGCUUGCCCAUGCUCUCCCCCACGGGGUGCUUUCAAAGCCAGACCUCAGCGGGCUCCUCCCUCUGCCCACAGCUUUCUGAAAGAUGACAGCCUGUAUCUGCUGAAGGAAUCAGAGACCAAGUUCAAGCUGGACUGAAGGCCCUGGGAGUGGGUUCGCCCUGCUGGGGAUCCUGCCCUCUCCCUGCUGGCUCCCCUUCUCCCCAGAAUCCUUGAGACGAUUUUUGUCUUUUAGCAUCUUGAAUUUGGACAUGAAGGGUAUGGGCCCAGAAUCAUGUAACUGCCCAUCACCUCACUUGCCCCGACAUGGCCCUCACAGAUCUCAGGUUCUGUUCAGGCUUGGCCUGUCAGCAUCUGGGGUUGGAGCAUGGGCAGCACCUCUGGUUCCUGGAGAACUGGAAUGGAACUGUGUUCUUAGCUCCGCUGAGAGGGGAGCUGCCUCUGCUUCCCCGUCAACCUCUUCCUCACAUCCCUCAACGCCUGGGUGCUUCCCACACCUGUCUGUCUAGCUGGGAGACAGGCCUUUGGGAACACAGCGGGGGUCCCCCCCUCUCUUACCCCUGCCCUCCUUCAGGGCACCACUAGGUGGCAAUAGACUCUUGCUCUUUGGCUGCCCAAGUUUCCUGGCAGGUCUCCUCCCCAUGGGAUCUUGAGGGACCAAGCUGCUGAGAUUGGCAAGUGGUCUCGUCCCGACUGUUGCCUCAGCCAGACCCCCAGAAGAACUCACUGCAUUCCGCCUUUGGGGCCAGAACCCCAGAGAGCCCAGGACAGGAGUCCCUGUGGCUCCUUGGCUGGUCUCCUGGUCAGAAGCCUGCACAUGAAUGUGUAAGGGAGUGUGAGCUAGACUGAGCGCAUGCAUAGGUGACAGGGUGGCGGGCACAGACCUGAGUGUGUGGGAUGGUGGGUGGGACAGUGGGUGUGAGCACGUGUGGAGAGUGGGGAGGGCUGUGAGUGGUUUGAAAGUGUGUGUUGCAGGACAGGUGGGUGAGUGUGGGGCAGGGCAGUUUGCAGAGACUGGGGGUGAGGUGAGUGUGAGUGCCGUGGGUGUGCCACGUGGCGGCGUGGGGGGGGUUUGGAGGAAAACAGGUGCUCUGGUCACCUGUCUACUGCAUGCAGCUCCGCACAGAGCCCCAGGCCAGGCCGAGAGCCCGGACGUCCUCAGGGGCUGGCUCGGUGGGGUUCGGCUGUCCAGACUGCAUGUGGGUCUUCCUGUCUGUUGCCCCCACUUUACAGUCGCCCUCCAGAUCUCAGAGGACCCACACACAACUCAAAUCACCCUCCAGAACCAGCCUCUCGGGAGGCCGAGGGAGGAAGGGCCUCUCCGGCCUUCCUGUCCGUCUCCUCUCCUAGGCUUGGUUGGCCUCCCCCUCUCCCCAUGCCCUCCCUGCUAAGCCUCUCUGUCACAGACUGGACCUUGGGGGGCAAUCUGAGGGAGAAGCGGCGAAGGCCUGUGGCUGGGUCUGGUUUCUGGCCUUUCCAGAGGCAGGCAGGGGCCAUGCUGUAUCUGUACCCCAGUAAAGGUGACCCCUGCUAGCUGCCGGCAGCCUGAGUACAUUCUUGCUCCGCAAGGAUAGCAUGUGGUGCUCCAGAAACUUUCCAUCCAAAGGCAGUCUCUGUGAUUGGAGCAGGGAAUCUGGAUUCUUGUUCUUUCCCAACCCCCUUGUCCCUCCCUGGGGUGUAGAGGUGCUGUGCUAGGACUCCAGCCGCAGACUUGGGUGGCCUGUGUUUCUUUUGAUAUUGAGAACUAUUUUAAGAUAGGAGGGUAGCAAGGGACAUUCUUAAUAAACCAAUUCUCAGCCUCA
Messenger RNA from Enhydra lutris kenyoni (northern sea otter), 2859 nucleotides. It is a transcript of the gene PGAP3, whose product is annotated as post-GPI attachment to proteins 3. Lineage: Eukaryota; Metazoa; Chordata; Mammalia; Carnivora; Mustelidae. The record is from RefSeq and is a predicted model, not a curated record. Gene Ontology annotation, cellular component: endoplasmic reticulum membrane. The coding region runs from base 63 to 1196 and encodes 377 amino acids. Gene Ontology annotation, molecular function: hydrolase activity, acting on ester bonds. Gene Ontology annotation, biological process: GPI anchor biosynthetic process. The transcript has 7 exons.